This is a messenger RNA of Spea bombifrons (plains spadefoot toad), 1328 nucleotides long. Its product is annotated as zinc finger protein 454-like. Gene Ontology annotation, cellular component: nucleus. Lineage: Eukaryota; Metazoa; Chordata; Amphibia; Anura; Pelobatidae. The transcript has 3 exons. The record is from RefSeq and is a predicted model, not a curated record. Gene Ontology annotation, biological process: regulation of transcription by RNA polymerase II. Bases 79 to 1212 code for a protein of 377 amino acids. Gene Ontology annotation, molecular function: DNA-binding transcription activator activity, RNA polymerase II-specific; RNA polymerase II cis-regulatory region sequence-specific DNA binding.
AAGCCGGCACUGGGACCGAACAGGGAGACUCGCCGCAGAGGAGAGAGGGGCGCCGAGCGGAUCAGCAAAAACAGGCUUAUGGAUAGCACCGUGGCAACACAAAACAGGUCAUUUGGACCUUCAGAAGAUCUCAAGCCUUUAAUGGGGUGCUCUGAACUUGUUUCCCCAUUUAUCGUAACCAAAAAAGUAGAUGUGAGCCCUAAAGAGGAACCCUUGGAAUGGCUGAUAUCUGAUGUGAGAUCUAUAGCUGAACCACGACUUGAAAUCAUUUCUGGAAAAUGUCUUAGAUCAGAAUCAUUUUUAUUGAAAAUAGGGCAGGGUAUUAAGGGUUUGGUGCCCAAUGCACAAGAUUUUAGCUCAGUAGUUACUGACAUAGAUAUUGAAAAAAAACAGUUCGAAGAAACCCCAUGUGCAUUAGGAGAAUUGGAGAAAGAAGUGCAAAAAGUGAACAAUGUGUGGAAUUAUACACAAGAACUGAAGCAUGUGAAACAUGAGAGCGAAGUAGGAUGCUUGCACGUAAAAGCUGAACUCAGCAGUACUGAGAUCUUUAACCAGAUGCUUGUGCCAAGAACGAGCAAUCUCCUUUCAAAUAAAUCAUGUCAUCCACCAUCUCUGGCCCCUGAGCUGCUCUUUAAGUGCGAGACAUGUGAUAAAGUCAUGAAGAAUCUGGCAAGCUUGCGGGAGCACCAGAGAAUACAUACGGGAGAGCGUCCCUUCAAAUGCAAGGUGUGUAAAAAGCAUUUUAUCCGUUGCGCAGACCUCAUCAAACACGGCCUGGUUCAUUCCAACAGUCGUCCACACGGGUGCAAAGAAUGUGGGAAGAAAUUUAAAUUGGCUGGAGACUUGCGCAAGCACAGCAAAGUGCACUCUGAUCAAUUUCCUUUCAAAUGUGAAUCGUGUGAAAAAAAGUUCAAGAGGGCAGCCUGCCUUAAUAAACACAUGCGCGUCCACACCGAGGAGAAACCAUUCCCUUGCCCUGUAUGUGGCAAACGCUUCAAGUGGCAGUCAUCUGUAAGAGAGCAUCAAAGGAUCCACUCAGGAGAGAAACCUUUUCAGUGUCCAGACUGCAUGAAGAGGUUCACUCACUUGUCCACUUUCCUCCAGCACAACAGGAUUCAUAAGGAGAGUGCUGCCUUCACCUGUGACAUUUGUGACAAAUCUUUUAACCACAAGUCAAACCUUCGGAAACACCAAAGAGCACUUCACACGUGAUUGUAUCUGUAUUAAUGGGGGGAUGCCCUCUUGAGACUGACUUUGUUAAAAAGUGUGGUUAUACAUUAUGCACAAUAGCGGUUAAAUUAAAGCAACUUGUCACUGUAAACUAAAAA